Molecule: messenger RNA, 1232 nt
Organism: Sitodiplosis mosellana (orange wheat blossom midge)
Lineage: Eukaryota; Metazoa; Arthropoda; Insecta; Diptera; Cecidomyiidae
Product: testis-expressed protein 9-like
Exons: 3
Coding region: 1-1170 (389 amino acids)
Source: RefSeq, a predicted model, not a curated record
AUGUGCGAUCCAUUCUUAGAACGUGAAAAAGAACUGAUGAAACUAAAUGAAUUGUUGAAUAGUAAAAUGUCAUUCGAUCCAAAGACACCGAAAACGAAUAACGCAAAGUCAAAUAACAAAAUCAAAAAGUCCACAACAAGCAAACCGCUACGCAACGAUGCCAAUCAACCGAAAAAUGGUAUGAAAGAAGCAAAUAAAUUGAGAAUAGACAGCAGCUGUGAUGUCAAAAAACCAUUUGCAAACACCCACUCGACCGAUAAAUUAUGUGAAAAAUAUGAACUUGAUCCGAAGGACAACGCCUUUAAUCGAAACAAUAACAAUCAUGCGAAAAAUGAUGACGCGAACAAAAUAUGCAAUGAAACCAAGCGAACGACCGACGACAACGGCGGCAACGACAACAACAAUGACGCACCCAGCAAUGGUGAUACUAACAUGUGCGACACAUUAAUUGACACCAUCGAAAAAUCCAUCGAUACUAAACCAUCGACAAACGCAACACAAUUAAGCCUCAUUCCGGGCAAUGUGUUUCGGAAAAAUACCAGCGCCGAUGGAAUUAUCAAAUUCCUCAAAGCUAAAGUGACCAUAUUGCAGCAAGAAUUGAACUUGAGCCAUACGGAGAACAUAAAAAAUCUGGAUAAUUUGGCCAAAGCCAUUGAAUUACAAAAGAAAACCGAGGCGGCGCGUUGUCAGGCCGUACAAAGCAUUAACGCCUUGAAUGCUCAAAUUCAAAAAUUGCAACAAAAUGAGAUGAACAUUACGUUAAAGUUGAAGGAGAAUGAGUCAGUUCAACAGUCGCAUCGCAAAGAGUGUGACGAGUUGAGAUUAAAAUUGAAGACGGCCCAUCAAUCGAAUGCUUCGCUUGAGUUGCGUCUACAGAAGAGUCUGGACGAUUUGGAGUGUUUGCGCAAAAACUAUCGUGUAAUAAAAAAUACGGAAAAAGAUCUACAAUUAUCGUUACAGCAUGAGCGAACAUUCUAUGAGAAUCAAUUGAAAAUGAAUCAAAAGCAACGCAACGAUCUCAUCGCCGCUCUCAAAAAGCAUAUGCUACUCAUCGGCAAUUUGAAGCAACAAAAUACCUGUCUCACCCAAGCGAAAUGCAUUCAAAUGUCAGAGAGUGAAUUUCUCAAAAUUUUGGACUGGAACCAUUCAAAUGGCACCAAAAAUCAUUAAACAAUUCACUCACGGCAUACUCACCGACUAAGCAAAUUACACGCUAUCGAUAUUUUUUGUAG